This is a messenger RNA of Angiostrongylus costaricensis, 1653 nucleotides long. The record is from the annotation of a GenBank genome assembly. NCBI's taxonomy places the organism in Eukaryota, Metazoa, Nematoda, Chromadorea, Rhabditida, Metastrongylidae.
AUGCUGCUGCAUGUUUUAUCGGUGGUUUGGAUAAUAAGAUUUAGUCAUGCUUUGUAUUUCCACAUUGCUGAAACGGAAAAGAAGUGCUUCAUUGAAGAGAUACCUGAUGAGACUAUGGUGACAGGAAACUAUAAAGUACAGCUCUACGACCCCAAUACGAGAGGUUAUGGAGACUAUCCGAAUAUUGGCAUGCAUGUUGAGGUCAAGGAUCCGGAAAACAAAGUGGUUCUUUCCAAAUUAUACACUUCUGAGGGGAAAUUCACAUUUACAUCUCACCUUCCUGGCGAACAUGUGAUUUGCCUCUACUCGAAUAGUACUGCUUGGUUUAGUGGAGCUCAACUUAGGGUUCACCUUGAUAUUCAAGCUGGAGAACAUGCUCAAGACUAUCAGCAGAUAGCGACAAAGGAUAAAUUGAAUGAGUUGCAACUUCGCAUCCGUCAACUACUUGACCAAGUUGAGCAAAUAACCAAAGAACAAAAUUAUCAGCGGUAUAGGGAAGAGCGUUUCCGACAAACGUCGGAGUCGACCAAUCAACGAGUGCUGUGGUGGUCAGUUGGUCAAACACUUGUCCUCGUUCUUACCGGUGCAUGGCAAAUGCGCCAUCUCAAGGGAUUCUUUGAGGCUAAAAAACUUGUUUAUGCUACGCAGUCGGGUGCCAAGUAUGAGCUUAAGGAGGAAUUACAAGGAAAGACCUACAUCGUCACAGGUGCAACUUCAGGAAUUGGAAAGGCUACGGUGGAAGAGCUUGCUAAGCGAAAUGCUCGGGUAAUUAUGGCAUGUAGGAAUCGAGAAAAAUGCGUGCAGGUACGUAGGGACAUUGUGCUAAGCACGCGAAACAAGCAAGUGUACUGCAGGCAGUGUAAUCUCGAAGAUUUCGAUAGCAUACGCAAUUUUGUUCAGAAACUAACCAAAGGCAAAUUCGAACUUGAUAGGAUUGAUGGCGUUGUGCACAAUGCAGCAAUGAUGGACUCCGAAAGGAAGGUCAAUAAGGAUGGAAUCGAGCGAACAUUUGCUACUAACCAUCUUGGUGCAUUUCUACUAACUGGAUUGCUCCUUGAUAAGUUGCUGAGCCAAAGUCAUCCCGUCAGAAUAGUGUUUCUAAAUACAAACAUAAUCGAUAGGAAAUGUCAGUUAGACUUCGACGAUUUGAAUGCAUCAACUCGGAAGAAAUAUGAUGGAUAUGAAGUAUACAAACAGAGCAAACUUGCGGCUGCAAUGUUCGCGCGAGAGUUAUCUGAAAGGUUGAAAGGCACAAAUGUGACAGUUGCGGUAGCAGAUCCAGGAAGGACGAAGUCCAAUCUGUCUUCUCAACUGGAUUACCAAACCUUUUUCCUCAGUAGAUGGCUUCUCAAAAUCGUCAGUUUCGCUAUGGGAGAACGACGUGUGGAAAAAGCAGUUCGCCCAGUGUUUAGAGAACGUCUUGAGCAGCCCUGGAAUGAAAAUGUGGAAGAUGCUGAAAAACGACGUUUGUUGUGGGAUACAAGCGAAGUGUGGACUAAACUCAGCGAACGCAUGGAUCAGAUGCGGAUUGAAUUGAGUGACACCAAUAUGUCUCCAAGCAAACCUGCCGAUGUGAAGUCCGAUGUGAGAAGUGGUGAACAACGAAAAAUGAUCGGCAUUUGGUAUGAAGCAUGCUCACUGAUGCAGCGGUGA